Zalophus californianus (California sea lion) is the source of this 814-nucleotide messenger RNA. RefSeq names its product FKBP prolyl isomerase 11 (gene FKBP11). Lineage: Eukaryota; Metazoa; Chordata; Mammalia; Carnivora; Otariidae. Gene Ontology annotation, biological process: protein peptidyl-prolyl isomerization. The coding region runs from base 196 to 795 and encodes 199 amino acids. The record is from RefSeq and is a predicted model, not a curated record. Gene Ontology annotation, molecular function: peptidyl-prolyl cis-trans isomerase activity. The transcript is spliced from 6 exons.
GGAGGGCUCUCGGCGGCCUCCUCCCUCCUGGAGGUGGGGACAAGGUGGAGGAAGGGCUGCUGGAGGAGGAGCUGGCGCGUCGCGACCCGCCCCGUCCCGUCCAGUCCGGCCUGGGCGCCAAGGGAACCGCUGUCCUAAGCCGUCGCCCCCCGAGCAGGCUGUCCUGGUGCCCCGUGCCUUGGCCCGCAUCCAGUCAUGACCCUGCGCCCCUCACUACUCCCACUCCGUCUGCUGCUGCUGCUCAGUGGGGCGGUGUGCCGGGCUGAGGCUGGGUUUGAAACCGAAAGUCCCGUCCGGACCCUCCAAGUGGAGACCCUGGUGGAGCCCCCCGAGCCGUGUGCGGAGCCCGCUGCCUUUGGAGACACGCUGCACAUACACUACACGGGCAGCCUGCUAGAUGGACGCAUUAUUGACACUUCCCUGACCAGAGACCCUCUGGUUAUAGAACUUGGCCAAAAGCAGGUGAUCCCAGGUCUGGAGCAGAGCCUUCUAGACAUGUGUGUGGGAGAGAAGCGAAGGGCAAUCAUUCCUUCUCACUUGGCCUAUGGAAAACGGGGAUUUCCACCGUCUAUCCCAGCGGAUGCAGUGCUGCAGUUUGAUGUGGAGCUGAUUGCACUGAUCCGAGCCAACUACUGGCAAAAGCUGGUGAAGGGCAUUUUGCCUCUGAUAGGCAUGGCCAUGGUGCCAGCCCUCCUGGGCCUCAUUGGGUAUCACCUAUACAAAAAGGCCAACAGACCUAAAGUCUCCAGAAAGAAGCUCAAGGAAGAGAAACGAAACAAGAGCAAAAAGAAAUAAUAAAUAAUUUUUAAAAAUU